This is a messenger RNA of Lymnaea stagnalis (great pond snail), 8031 nucleotides long. The record is from the annotation of a GenBank genome assembly. NCBI's taxonomy places the organism in Eukaryota, Metazoa, Mollusca, Gastropoda, Lymnaeidae.
AUGGAGAUCAAUCCAAAGUAUCCAGAGUUGUUAGUGACAUGCGGGAAAGAGCACCUGGCAUGGUGGAAGAUUUACGUGGAGGCAAAAAGAAUACAGCCUGCUGCUCAGCCAAACUACGAGGUGAGUACGUGGAGCUAUGGUGGAUACAGUUGAAGUCAUUGUGGAUACAGUUGAAGUCAUGAUGGAUAGUUGUGUAUUUAUGGUGAAUUCAGGUUUUUAUGGUGGUUACUUGUGUAAUCAUGGGGGGAUACUGGUGGAGCCAUGGUGGAUACAGGUUUAGUCAUUGUGGAUACAGGUGGAUUCAUGUUGAAUUCGGGUGUGGUAUGUAGGAUACAUGUGUAAUCAUUGUGGAUACAGUUGAAACCAUGGUGGAUAUAGUUGUAGUCAUUGUGGAUACAGGUGGAUUCAUGUUGAAUUCGGGUGUGGUAUGUAGGAUACAUGUGUAAUCAUUGUGGAUACAGUUGAAACCAUGGUGGAUAUAGUUGUAGUCAUUGCUGAUACAUGUGUUUUAUAGUGGAUACAUGGGUAGGAGCCAUUGUGAAUGCAUCCAAACUAUGAAGUGAGAAGUAUUACCCAUGUUAGAUAAAAUCAAAAUUGUUCUAACAGUGAAUGUUUACAAUAAAUUGUUCAACAAAGUUCUAUUGAAAUCCUAUAAAUUCUUCUUCAUUCUGUGGAGUUUUCCCUACAAUAAACUCAUAGCUUCAAUUUUUGAAAGAUAAUUUAUUUAUAUUAAUAAUGAAACUGAAACAAAUGAUUUAGCCGUACCAUAGCUGGGAAAUAAUUGAAAUGGCGCAUGAUUGUGGUCCAUCAAACGUUAUGUUUGUAUGUCAUAAAGUUUUUCAUGAUAAUUUAAACCAACAUUUUUUUAAUUUAAUGCAAUAAUCUCCAUUACUUGCAACUUACUUCUCAAACACGUGUAUCCAGAGUUUCCUGAAAGCACGCUACGUCACCUGCUUACGUCACAAUCAGAGAGGGGAUCUCAUCACGGGAGAUUCCAAUGGAACCGUCUACAUCUGGGGGAAUGGGGGAAAUAGCAUCACUAACUUUGUGAAACACGGUCAUGAUGUAAGUAAUGGAGGAUGUUACAAACAGCAACAUUUUGAUGUGAAACAUGGUCAUGAUGUAAGUAAUAGAGGAUGUUACAAACAGCAACAUUUUGAUGUGAAACACGGUCAUGAUGUAAGUAAUGGAGGAUGUUACAAACAGCAACAUUUUGAUGUGAAACACGGUCAUGAUGUAAGUAAUGGAAGAUGCUACAAACAGCAACAUUUUGAUGUGAAAUAUGGUCAUUAUGUAAGUAAAUGUAAGUAAAGGGGGGCGGUACAAUCACUAUGAAAAGUUCGUGGAUCAUGGUCAAGAUGUACGAAGAUUUAAAUAGCAUGAAAUUGAUAUAAUGUAAGUCACUGGUCCUCAAUGGUUGAACAAUUUGAAAUAACCAGAAAGAAAUUAUUAGGAAAUUGACCAACCAACAGUCCCUGCCGGCCAAUCUAAUGGAAACUUUUGAGAAGCCUUGAUGUAAAAUGUGAUACGUAUGUAAGUUAAGCCACUUUUAGACUCAAAUGUGUACACAUAGCCAGAUCAACUCGUCCAGUACAGCGUGUACACAGUAGCCACCUCACCUCGUCCAUUAUAGCGUGUACACAGUGCCCAUAUCGCCGACUACGUUGUGUACACAGUAUGCAUCUUAAGGAAUAAAUAAAAUAAAUCUAUUAAAAUCUCUGAACCUUAGAUUUAUAGCUGUCCCAUGUUUGUGUCAUCAUACAGACGUAAGGACUACAUUGGCAUAAUGACAUUCCUGUUUUUAUUACAUUGUAUGACCAGGGGUCAGUGUUGAGUGUCCAACACUACAGGGGCCAUCUGCUGACCGCUGGGAGGGACGGGCUCUUUAUCAGCUGGACGUGGAACAAAAAUAUGGACAAAGAUGGCACGCUACAGGUGGGUCAAACCGGGGGUGAUAUAUUUGGGUCCCACAAGGGGCCUUGUAGGUGGGUCCCACAAGCGGCCUUGUAGGUGGGUCCAAAAAGGGUCGUUACGCGUGUGUCCAGUCAGCGGUGUAACGGGUUUGUCCGACCAGGGGCGUUAUAGCUGGGGUCCAUUCAUGGGCGUUUCAGAUAUGUCCAAUCAGAGCGGGGGAAUAGGUGAGUCCCAACAGGAGCAUUAUAGGUGGGGGUGUAAAGAAAAUAGCUGUUAGUACUAUAUUAGUGAACGAAAUCUCACUUAGUUCAUCUAUACAUAACUUAUGUCAAUUGCAAAAUGGCGUCUGUGGGCCGUCAAGCGUGAGCUCUUAAUGCCCCCAGCACACCUCCACACUGGCCAGACGCCGGGUUUCCCCGCCGACAGACGGGGGACGUCCGUUCAACCGAAAACGCAGCGUUUAAAGCGUUCGCAGCUGACCCUACCGAGGGUUGGGGGGGGGGGGUUGCUUCCACUCGGGGGAAAUGAUUGGACGUUACCAGCCCCUCCCCCCACCCCACCCAGGGAGUCUUUUACUAGUGAAGAAAAGCUGGGACGACAUGGUUGCCUUGGAGCAGCUUUCUCAUGGCUGCAUAGCUAAAAUCAUCGCCACCCAAGCCUCAUAACGGCAACAAGUAAUCAUUUUAUUGCCUAACUACACCCAUUGCGUUGGGAGUCAUGCAGUCGGCCGGGGGUUUGGGUUCAGGUGGACAGUUCCACCCUACUAUUCCGCCAUGCCAGGAAGAGGCAAACUCCAUUUGGACGCCCCUAAGUUUCCUCGGAGACGCUUCCGUUUUCUCACAACGGAUACAUAGCUAAUUGACAGUCGUAUUAAUAGGUGGGUCUAUACAGUAAGGAUUGACAGCUGUAUUCAUAGAGAUAGGCGGGUCUAUAGGAUUGACAGUUUUAGUAGAAGGGAUGGUAGAUGUAAGUAAAAAUGUAAUGUGUCGGGUUGUAGUAAGAAAAGUGGGAGGCAACAAGUACGCCAUGGUCAUUGAAUGAGAUAAUUUGUAUUGGUAAUAUAACAACAAAAAAAAACAACAACAAAAAAUAACUUUUAUUGGUAAUCACGAGCAAUGUUCCAUUGAAGCUGCACGGUCGUGCAGCUAUCUCGCAGAUACCACGCAGCAGUUUUUGAGUAUCCGCGCAGCAAAUUUUUAUAAAAAUAAAUUUGAACAGACACGCUGCAAUCUGCAACCAUAAUUAUACAGUUAUUAUAAGAUAUACAUCCAUGUUUUUAUUUUGAUUUAAGUCUAUACUUUUACGUACAACUAUUGAUUUACAUAUUUGCCUAUACAUACCGGAUCAAGCUAGCCUCGUUCUGAACCACCACAGCCAUCCAUGUAAAUUUCGUGGCGUUUACUGCGCAGUGCAUGUGAAUAAAGUAAAAAAUCGCAUAUCCCUAGUCUAUUAUAAAUGUAGGAGUUAAUUAUUUUUAAUAAUGUUUUAACCGUUAUAUCUAAAUCUCAGUAAAGCGAACUGUCAGCGUCAUCGCUUGUAAAGAAAAAGUGUCGAUCAAAUGUUAAAACUGAAUGGCUCAAUGAAUAAUGUGUGCAUGCAGCACUGCCAGAUUCGUCGUCAGAGCGGACUGUCAAGCUGGGUGAUAUUUCAAAUAUCCUGAAACUGAUGACGAUGUUGUCUAUGAAAUGUGCUUUAAAGCUAAUGCAGGUGGUUAUGUGUCCACAAAGAAAAAGUAGGAGGCUUAGAUACGAAACAAUUAUGCAAAAAAAACCACACAGAUGCUGUACAGAGACUUCGUUCUUUACAAUCAUUUGGUGUACUGCGAAUGCUUACAGAAAGUGUCCAUAAUAGAUGCAUGAGACAAGAAGAAACACAGCGGAAAGUGCUUAAGAAGAAUAGGUUCAAUUUUUGGAUGACAACGACCUCUUGGCUAUCAAAAUGAACACAUCUAUGAAGGCGGUUCAAUACAUACACAACCCUAUGGCUAAGUAAACCCCAGUCCCUGAUAGCUGGCGCAGUAAGAAUUACGCUUUUGAGUUUGUUGAUUCUAUCGAUUCUUUUGUGAAGGAUGCUAUAAUUAGCGAAAUUUGCAAUGCUAAGUUCCACACAUUUAACAGUAGAUAAGAGCACUGAUAAAUCCCAGACAAAAAUUGUUGAUCUUAUACGCAAAGUUUCGGCCAAAUCCCGUCAAUAGUUACAAGACAUAGUUUGUUGGAAUUUCGUCUCUUUCGGCAUGUGACCAUAAAUCUGUGGAAUCAGCAAUAAUAGAGUUUUAUCAAGAGAAUUCAUUGGACAUACAGAAAAUGGUUAUGUUUACCUCUGAUGAUGCAUUGGUCAUGCUAGGCAAGAAUAAUAGAGUAGCAGCAAUUCUUCGCCGACUAAUUCCCAAUCUACUGGAACACAAUUGCAUUGCUCAUUGUGAAGAUUUAAGUAUCAAUGAUGCUAGCAAACAUAAAAGUUUAAUGGCAGACAUUGAAACAUUCCUUAGGACAAUGCAGACAUUGUUCGUAGGUCAACAGUACGGAAAGUCCAGUUUACCGUACUAGCUAAGGCGUUGGAACGUGAUUCCGUUACUUUUAGACAGAAAUUAAAUCAGAUGGCCUUCGCGGCACUGUGAAAGCAUACAAGUGUUGACUGAAUACUGUGAGGAGCAGGUGCGCCUGUAUAAUGAUCCAGUUCAUAAAUACUGUUUAAAGAAACUAAGGGAUCCGCAGUUUUGAACUGCACUGAUUGUCUUUGAUGAAGUUGUUGGUGAACUUUCUGAAUUAUGUAAGCUGCUACAAAGAAAAAAUCUAACGACCAUCGAGGCCUACAAGUUUGUAAAAGCAAGGAUCGCAAAGCUCCGGGCCGAGUACCUCGGUGAAAAUGUGCACUGGUCCGAAGAGGUUGCUGAAAUGCUUGCAAAUGAUGAGGAUAUAAACAUGAGUUCUAUCCUAAAAUUCGUUGAAUGUUUAUGUUUACACCUUGGCUCUCGUUUCAUUGAAAGUGAGUUGAUGCAAUGGCGAAUCUUUGAGAUAUCCACGUUAAUUGACAUGUCGGAUUUUAAUUUUGGCCAAAAAGAACGUGCAGCAUUGGUUUCUAGAAAUGCAGCAUUCCUGGAAAACUAUGACAGGGUGCCGAAAGUCAAGGAUCAGUAUCGUAACUUAAGGUUUGUGCUUGCAGAAAAAAUGAAAUGUGUGUUAGUGCAGAUUUCCGACGAAAUGGUUCGAUUUGCAAUAAAUAAGGAACAGUUCGGCGACAUUGCCGUUCUGUUGUAUAUUUGUGCUACAUUUCUUGCAUCAAGCGCCGAUUGUCAACCUGGAUUGAGUCUAAUUAUAAUAUUUUUAUAAAAUCUAGAAAUAGGCUGGCAGAGAUACAUUGAGAGAUGUUUAUGAGGGUUAAAUCGUAUCAGAAUGAAGGACAUCAGAUCAACCUGGGCGAUGUGUACAAAAGAUGGAUACGGUUGAAAGAACAAAGGCCAGAGUACCCCUAGAAAUGAGUCCAUUGAAUGACUAGCGGCCAUUUGGAUUUGGUGUGUCGGAAAUGAGUUGCUUGACCCAACGACGGGAUAAAUAAUAGAAAUCAAUCGGAGAGCCUGUGCUUUGAACUAUGGUGACAUUUCUCAUGAGAAGUAUUUAAUUAUAGUUCAUUUAUUUAUUGAUGUAAUGUUUGUACACAUAAGUUCAUUUAUGUCAUUUACGCGUGUGUGUGUGGGGGGGGGGUUGUCGGUGUGUGGGAUAUAAAAUUGUGCACACAAAAAGUUAAUUCUGUAAAACUUUGCACACAACGGUAUGAUUUUGCACACGAACCAGCAAGCUUUAGAGGGAACGUUGAUCAUGAGUAGCGUCAAAUGCAGCACAUACAUAUGUUAACAUGAGUAUAAAAUUUAUAAACACCCUACAAUCUCAGAUAUAACUAAAAUAAUCCACUUAAUAUAUCAUUACGCUAUUGUUCCAGCUGCCCAAAUCUGAAGGUGGUGUCAGAUGUCAACUUCUACUUCCUGUCGAGGACAGCACGACCUCGACCUUGGUGCUUGGGACGACCAUGAACUCUCUCAUCUACGUCAACAUAAACCAGGCGGGGUCACCUCUAGAGGGUGUGACACUAGAUGACGUGCCAAUUACACAGGUUUCAUUUCAUGAGUUUUCCUAAUGAUAAAUAUUUUUUCACGGUUAUUUGCUGUUUUACAGUACAGUCGAACCCACUUAUCUCGACCUCGGUUAACUCGCUGACCCUGUUAUGUUGACGUUUUUGAAGUUAAUCCACCAAAUUCGCUCUUUUUCUUAGCAUUUUUUCAUCGGUUAUGUCGAUUCUUUUAUUUCGCCGAACCCUAAUAUCUCGAGCACAAAAGGGGGCCAUACUGUCAACUUAAUGUCGGUUAUCUCGACCCCCAUGACCUAUCCCCGGCUUUUGAACUCCACAAGAAGAAACAGCAAACAAAAAAAAAAUGUUUUUCAUAAUCAAAAUAAUAAUUUAUUUCUCAAAAUACAAAAGUGAAAGAAUUCCUAUAUUGGGUGUUAUUUGGAACGGCCCAAUCCUAAUGAUUGUGGCGUGGUUGGAAAGCUUGUUAUUUCCGGUACAAGAUAAAUAUAGCUUAUUGUCAUUUUAAAUAAAAAUUACGAAUGCAACCGAACCUUUCAAUCACUGGUAAGUUCAAGUAAAAUCUGUUAUUUUCCUCACCUACUUCGUGUAUCACGUGAUAUGGCCCUGGCCGUUGAAUAAAAUAAGCAUUUAGAUUGGUUCUUGUGUCGGGAUACUUAUUUAAAUAACUACUUCCGGUUGCUUCAUAAACAAAUCUUGAAAACACUGUUGUGUAAAAAACUAUUUAAAAAAUCACGUGCAUGUUCGUUCUUAUUUGUUUACGCACAUCAUAUACAUAUAGAAAUUUAAAGCAUAUGUUUAUAUGUUAAAGCCAUAUUGUGUUUCGACUAUCACGAUAAUCGGUUAUCUCGACGUUUUUUUGGCAAACCCAUAGGCCAGCGACAUAACUGUGUUCAACUGUAUUGUCACACUUUUCACUUAUUUAAGCACCCAUCAUAUACAACACACAGACUCAUAAAACACAGCGAAUACAAUAAAUCAAAUCCAUACAUAUUGUCAUGAGAAAACUGAACCAAAUCAACUAGUACUCCAGUCACAACCAAAUCAACUAGUACUGUAGUCACAACCAAAUCAAUUAGCUCUGCAGUCACAACCAAACCAACUAGUACUCAAGUCACACUUAACUAAAUCAACUAUUACUCCAAUAAAACUUAACCAAAUCGAGUAGCCUACUCCAGUCAAGCUUACAUGUUCACAUAUACUAAUAAAUUUUAAAGAUUUUUUUGACUUAUCAUAAUAAUUUAUCAUGUUCAAUUAUUUUAAUAAUUUAUAAUGUCGUGUUCAAUUAUCCCAAAUCACUUUUCAUGCUAAGGUAUCCUAAUAAAUUAUCAUGUUCACCUAUCCUGAUAACUUAUCAUGUUCUCAUAUUAUAUCAUUUCUAUAAUUAAAAUAAUUUUAUAUGUUCAUUUAUCCUAUAGGCUUUUCAUGUUUCACGUAUCUAAUAAAUUGGCAUGGUUCACAUAUCCUAAUAAAUUAGCAUGUUUGCUUAUCUUAAUCAUUUAUUAUUAUAAAUUAUCAUGUUAGCUUAUCCUAAUAAAUUAUCAUGUUAGCUUAUCUUUAUAAAUUAUCAUGUUAACAUAUCCUAAUAAAUUAUCAUGUUAACUUAUCCUAAUAAAUUAUCAUGUUAAUUGUCCUAAUAAAUUAUCAUGUUAACUUAUCCUAAUAAAUUAUCAUGUUAGCUUAUCUUUAUAAAUUAUCAUGUUAACGUAUCCUAAUAAAUUAUCAUGUUAACUUAUCCUAAUAAAUUAUCAUGUUAAUUAUCCUAAUAAAUUAUCAUGUGAACUUAUCCUAAUAAAUUAUCAUUUAAACUUAUCCUAAUAAAUUAUCAUGUUAAUUAUCCUAAUAAAUUAUCAUGUGAACUUAUCCUAAAAAAUUAUCAUAUAAACUUAUCCUAAUAAAUUAUCAUGUUAAUUAUCCUAAUAAAUUAUCAUGUGAACUUAUCCUAAUAAAUUAUCAUGUUAACUUAGACUAAAAAAUUAUCAUGCUCCCUUUUGCCAGGGCCACACAGGAGACUUGAGAGCCCUCAACAAAAUUCAC